AUGCACAAACCAAUCAUGCCUAGAUAUCUAAGAGCCGAUGCAACUCCCCUUUCACCUGAAGCAAUUUGCGAGAUUAUGAAUGCUAAAUAUACAAAAAAUGUAUUAUCAGUUUUAGUCAAAAAGUAUAAAAUAUCAAACACACGUAUUUAUAAAAUUUGGCGAGGACAAGAAUACUAUGCUGGUCUUACAUUUAAGGUUGAUCAAAAUCAAAAUAUUGAUUGGGAUAAAGAAAUCGAAAGUAUAUAUGAUUUAUAUGCAGAACUUCCACCAGAAUCACACCAAUCUAUAACCAAUCCCUCAUAG
This is a messenger RNA of Entrophospora sp. SA101, 303 nucleotides long. NCBI's taxonomy places the organism in Eukaryota, Fungi, Glomeromycota, Glomeromycetes, Entrophosporales, Entrophosporaceae. The record is from the annotation of a GenBank genome assembly.